AUGGCUGUCGAUCCCUUUGACUCCGCUCUCGACCUUCUCCGCCGUCUCAACCCCAAGCAGACGACAGACCACCUCAACGCCAUUAUCUCCAUCGCUCCGGACCUGACCGAAGAUCUUCUAUCGUCCGUCGAUCAGCCCCUGACCGUGCGCCGUUGCAAGCAGACCGGCCGAGAUUAUCUGCUCUGCGACUACAACCGUGAUGGAGACAGCUACCGCUCACCGUGGUCAAACCAGUUCGACCCUCCUCUGGAUGAGGCUGGCUCAGGUGGUGUAGGUGCUGGUGGUAACGAAGGCGCUGGUGAGGGUGCGAUUCCGAGCGAGCGUGUUCGCAAGAUGGAGGUCAAGGCGAACGAGGCCUUCGAUGUCUAUCGCGAUUUAUACUACGAAGGUGGCGUGAGCAGUGUUUACUUCUGGAACCUUGACGAUGGAUUCGCAGGAGUCGUGCUUCUCAAGAAGUCUUCCCCCCAAGGCGGCAAUUCCGAAGGUGUAUGGGACUCUAUCCAUGUCUUCGAGGCAAUUGAGCGAGGAAGAAGCACACACUAUAAGCUCACAUCGACAGUGAUCCUGACGCUGUCUACUGCUGGUGGCAACCUAGGCCAGAUGGACCUUAGUGGCAACAUGACACGCCAGGUUGAACAGGAUCUCCCUGUUGAUAACGAUGAUAGCCACAUUGCCAACGUGGGACGAUUGGUUGAGGAUAUGGAACUCAAGAUGCGCAAUCUCCUGCAAGAGGUUUACUUUGGCAAAGCCAAGGACGUGGUGGGCGAUCUGAGGAGCAUUGGAAGCUUGAGUGAGGGGGCACGGGAUCGCGAGGCCCAGCGCGAACUCAUCGGAAGCAUGAGAAGAUGA
Molecule: messenger RNA, 849 nt
Organism: Fusarium redolens
Lineage: Eukaryota; Fungi; Ascomycota; Sordariomycetes; Hypocreales; Nectriaceae
Product: F-actin-capping protein subunit beta
Exons: 3
Coding region: 1-849 (282 amino acids)
Biological process (GO): actin cytoskeleton organization; barbed-end actin filament capping; cell morphogenesis
Cellular component (GO): cytoplasm; F-actin capping protein complex; actin cortical patch
Molecular function (GO): actin filament binding
Source: RefSeq, a predicted model, not a curated record